GCGCAAUUACCCCAGGGGUUAGCGUUUGGCGAGUACCAAAGCAGGUGCUGCCGAAAGGCAAUGAACACGGCAUCCAGAUGCAUUAUUUUUGCAUGACUCUAAAGAAAAAACAUACAUUCAGACAGGGGGGAGCUGAACUGGCAGGGCACGGAGAGCGACAAGAAUGAGCUUGUGGGGAGUGAAUGACACGGACGAUCCUGUGGGGCUGGCUCGGGCAAGCGCGCAUUGUUCUGCCCACAAAGUGCUCUUUCUGCCCGAGGAUCCCAAAAGGCCUUUAUGUAGAAAGAAACGCCCCUUGCUUCAGUACCCGGAUAUCCCAGCGAGGUUUAAGGUAAAUUGGAAGAAAAAGAAAAGGCGAUGCAAUGCUGAGUAAUAGUCUGGAUGUGACUGCCGUGCAAGUCUAUUGGCGCCUCCUAGGAUUCCAACUUGGGCACUGAGCCGGAUAGCCCGACAAAACAGUUAUGCAAUGAACUGAGUCUGUUAAAUAAAAGAGGGUACGGAGAAUACAGAUAAACAGGGAUCGAGGGCAGCGCAAAAGCAUUUUAUCGAAUGACUUUCAGCGCCGUUCAAAAGUAAAUGUUCAGGGUUUUUUUUUUGUUUUAAGUCGGUGUCUGGAACUUCAAUUAGUAUAUUUUUCUUUAUAGUAAAUUUUUCAGCUAGUCUUUGUCUACUUGAAUAGUUCUUCCUAAAAUCACUGCGUUAACUAAUUGUGAUUUUAAAGGGGAAAUAGAAAGAUCCGGCUGACAUAAUGCUCAAUCUGAACAACACGGACAGUAAUUCACUUCAGGACCCAGUGUCCCUCAAUGUUGGAGGCGAGGUGUACACCACCACCCUGGACACGCUGACGCGCUGCAGGGAUUCCAUGCUGGGGGCGAUGUUCACGGGCCAGAUCCCUCUCCUACGGGACCGGCGGGGCAACUUCUUCAUCGACCGAGACGGCAAGGUGUUCCGCUACAUAUUGAACUACCUGCGGUCCAACAGCUUGGACCUACCCGAUGACUUCAAGGAGAUGGCGCUGCUCAAGCGAGAAGCGGACUUCUUCCAAAUCCGGCCGCUGCUGGACGAAAUUCGGCACUACGAGCUGGGGCCACACGGGGCCGCGCGGCGCAGUGCCGUGCUGAACGCGGACGCGGACUGUCAGGUGCGCAUCCUGCAUUUCAACCUCAAGCGCGGCCCCGAGAACUACGAGCUGCGCUCCUGCGCCGUGCGCGUUUACACCGCCAACGUUUUCUGUACCUCCUGCGCCGUCAUCGAGUCCCUCUGCGCCCGCUUUUCCUACCGGGCACAGGAAAAGGUUCUGGCACCGCAGCCCAGCCAAGGAAAGCCGAAUUACCUGCGCAUGGAGUGGGUGCCCCGACCCGAAGAGCUGCCCCAGGACCUGUACGAGAAGCACCGCUAUCAGGAGCUGACAGUCACCUCCUCGUCCAGGCUCCCCGACGCGUCGGCCAGUUCGGGGAUCCCCGACACUCGCACCUUUAUGGAGGAGAUGCUUAAAAUCGCCCUGGCGGAGGGCUUUCGCCUAGACUCGGUUUUCCCGGACCCUUCCGACAUUCUUAAUAGUCGCUCCCUGCGCUUUGUUCGGUACUGAAACGAAACCGACCGCGUGUGAAGCACGACCACGCCUCCUCCUCUUCCUCCUCACUGAUACCGCUCAAGUCCCAUUAAAUUAGCCUUUGAUGGUGCAGAAUGACAAGCGGAGCGAGUACCGUUAAAAGUUUACACGUACAUUACCAAGACACCUUAUGUUACUUUAGUUUACGGGAAUGCCACCGCUUGUGCUUUAAAUCAGAAUCACUGGCUUUUGAAGUACAUUGCUGUGCAUUCGUGAUAACCACAAUGGGCUUGAUAAACCCAGUGAUGUAGGCCUAACAUUAUUCUUUGCCUUUUUAACCUGAUGGAAAAGUUAUUAACUGGCAUCCACAGUCUUCCCUCACACAAACCGACCUUGUUGAUAUACAACUGCCAUAUUUUAUUAGCACUCAGCAUGUGACUCAUUCUUCAGCGUUACUGCAGCUUCCCCUUAGGUUACAACCCCACCCCGCGACAGUAGGCUGAAAAAACAAACAAGGCUUUUGUAGCAUCUUUGAAGCCCUGGGCUAUAGUAACAGGCAUAUUUGUGCCUUUAAGACAGCAAAUAGCAAUAAGUGUCAUUAAGCAGUGAUCACUAAAUGUGGACUAAAGUUUUAGUGGCUUUUAGUGUUUGUCGAAAUGAUUAAGUUGUAUUCAAAGUUAUACAUGUGUUCAUUAGAAAUCUGCAAUAUUUUGACUAACAAUCCGUGCUACAUUGCAAGCGUUUAGUAUUAGUAGUUUAAUUUUGAAUAAGGAUAUUGUUUGACAACUGUGCUGUAUGGAUAUACAGACAAUGCCACUAAUAAAAAUAACAGCACAAUAGGAGUUAAGAUUUCUCUUUCUAUACUGUAAAGGCUUGCUGUUUGCCUGGUAAAGUGAGUAAGUCUGGAAGAGAACACCAACGAAGGACUCUUAAGUUUGUGUCUAAUCUCAGGUAACCUGUAAAUGAACAUGUGUCCUCUAUAUGUUACAAAAACAAAUAUAGUUUAACUACAGAUC
Messenger RNA from Brienomyrus brachyistius, 2568 nucleotides. Its product is annotated as BTB/POZ domain-containing protein KCTD21-like. The coding region runs from base 749 to 1588 and encodes 279 amino acids. Lineage: Eukaryota; Metazoa; Chordata; Actinopteri; Osteoglossiformes; Mormyridae. The record is from RefSeq and is a predicted model, not a curated record. The transcript has a single exon. Gene Ontology annotation, biological process: protein homooligomerization. Gene Ontology annotation, molecular function: protein binding.